AUGCACGAUCCCGAGCUCGGCGAUGGCGAUAACGAUGGAGCGCCACCAAUCAGAGACCCGAAUGCACGACCCGAAUGCUUCAAAUCCACGAUCCAAGAAUGUUUAUUCGUCAUUUCAGUCACCAUGGCUGUGGCCAUGACGGCCUUUCUCAUAGGCUCAACUACAGUGAUGUCGUCGUUUGCAGGAAGGGAUUUGCACAUGACGACUGCGGAGAUUACUUGGAUGAAUGCUGCCCCUUCCCUAUCAUCAGGAGCCCUCCUCCUCUUCUUCGGCUCCAUCGCCGACCUCUUUGGCAGAAAAUCCAUGUUCAUAGGCUCGAUGCUACUCUUCUCCAUCUUCUGUCUUGGCGCCGGAUUUUCUCGCUCCGGCCUCACCCUCGACAUCCUCAACGGCGUCCUAGGUAUCUGGUCUGCCUCUGCCGUACCUCCCGCACAAGGGAUGCUAGGCGUCAUCUAUGAAAAACCAUCACCGCGCAAGAAUAAAGCCUUUGGGUGCUUCAGCGCAGGCAACCCGCUGGGGUUUGUCUUUGGGAGUAUUUUUUCGGGGUUAGCGACCCAGCUAUUUAGUUGGAGGGCCAGCUUUUGGCUGCUAGCUAUUGUGUAUUUGGUGGUUACAAUAGUGGCGAUUUUUACGGUGCCGAAUGAUAAGACGGUGAAAGUUGAGUGGAGUCAGGAGACGGUUAAGAGGUUAGAUUUGCCGGGCACUGCGAUGACGAUUCUGGGGAUCGGGUUGUUUUGUGCGGCCUUAAGUCUUGGGGGAGAUGCGCCACAGGGUUGGAAAACGCCUUAUGUCCUGGUUUUCUUAAUUCUCGGUAUUGCGCUCAUUGUCUUGUUCGUGAUUUGGGAAAUCAAGUACCCAUACGCCAUGAUCGAUAUGAAGAUUUGGAAAGAUCGGGAUUUCUCGCUCUUGCUUGCCAUCCAGUCCUUUGGUUUCAUUGGUUUCCCAGUCCUCUCGUUUUGGCUAGCACUGUACUUCCAGACGGUUCUGGGAUACUCGGCUUUAAUGACCGGCGUGCAUAUGCUGCCGAUGGUCACCAUGGGCUUGCUAGCAAAUCUUGUUGCAGCUCUCAUUCUGCACAAAGUCUCGAACAAACUUCUCAUGGGGAUUGGCGCGCUUGCGUAUGUUAUCUCCUUCGUUCUUGCUGCCGUCCAAAGAAAUGGGGAUUCCUAUUGGGCGUUCUCAUUCCCAGCACUAUGCCUUUGUGUGGUUGGCGCAGACCUUCAAUUCAACGUCGCAAACAUGUACGUCCUCUCCUCAAUGCCUCCCUCGAAACAAUCCAUCGCAGGCUCUCUCUUCCAAACCCUCACGCGUCUCUGCUCGGCCGUUGGAUACGGCAUUGCAACUGCUAUCUUUAAUGGUGUGCAAAGCUCUCCCGCAAGGUCAGGCUACUACGCCAACAACGCCGUCGAGCCGUAUGCGGCUACUUUCUGGUUUUCGGCUGGCGCGGCGGCGCUAGGGGUACUAUUUGUGCCGUGGUUGAAAAUUGGGACGCAGGGGCAUCAGGGGGAUAAGGGAAGGUUGACCGAGAAGGAGGAUGAGAGAGAGAAGGUUGAUGACAUUGUUGAUGUUUCCGGUGUUGGGGAGAAAAGCGGCGAGAAGGACGAUUCUGGACCUAAGGGAGAUGCCGCGGGUACGCUAAAGGAUAAAGAUAUCGAGGCGAGCGUUUGA
Messenger RNA from Lindgomyces ingoldianus, 1668 nucleotides. RefSeq lists its product as uncharacterized. The record is from RefSeq and is a predicted model, not a curated record. The transcript is spliced from 5 exons. Gene Ontology annotation, cellular component: membrane. NCBI's taxonomy places the organism in Eukaryota, Fungi, Ascomycota, Dothideomycetes, Pleosporales, Lindgomycetaceae. Bases 1 to 1668 code for a protein of 555 amino acids. Gene Ontology annotation, molecular function: transmembrane transporter activity. Gene Ontology annotation, biological process: transmembrane transport.